Molecule: messenger RNA, 4319 nt
Organism: Aedes aegypti (yellow fever mosquito)
Lineage: Eukaryota; Metazoa; Arthropoda; Insecta; Diptera; Culicidae
Product: galactosylgalactosylxylosylprotein 3-beta-glucuronosyltransferase S
Exons: 6
Coding region: 785-1888 (367 amino acids)
Biological process (GO): carbohydrate metabolic process; chondroitin sulfate proteoglycan biosynthetic process
Cellular component (GO): Golgi membrane
Molecular function (GO): galactosylgalactosylxylosylprotein 3-beta-glucuronosyltransferase activity
Source: RefSeq, a predicted model, not a curated record
UUGGCGUUCCCUUCCCACCAUUCGCAGCGUUCAGUGCAGUGCGGUUGUGGCCAGUGGUGGUUGUUUCGUUCGAUUGCUGCUGCGCUUUUUCUCGGUCAUUGUGUUUCGGCUUGUCUAUUGAUUCGUUAUUUCAUUCAGAAAACAAGUUCCGAAAGAAUAGUGCGGCUCAAAGUGGUUAGACGUCUCAAUAUCACGGUUACCUGUGUUUAGGGGUAACACCUUUAUUUCCAUCUCCGAUAAAUAUAAACCUGCCUGUGGACAAGAGAAAAAAAAUCUAGUUUCGAAAGGGAAAAGCUGCUGCUGGUGUUUUGCUGUCCACUACGAGCGGACAAUAUAUCGAGCAAGGUGUUAUAGUUAUACAACAAAUAUAAUUUCUCAAGUGCCGACAAAAUUAAGUGAAUUUUUACCAACAAAUGCAGCCUCUCGAUUCCUCGAUAAGAAAAGUGUUAUAUUUUCGAAGAAACAAACCUCGUCGCCGUUCGUAGUGGAUAUUUAGAUCGCUGCAGUAUUGAGAAGAUGCCAAAUUGGGAAGAAAUACGGAUGUGAUUGGCCGCAGAGCAAAAUUUCAGUGAUGGAUAUUUAAUGUGGCCAGCAGAGACGGCCCAAUUUCAUUAUCUCUCCUCACUCCGGUAAAAUGUGAACGUGUGUUUAAUUAGUUUUACGAAACCAUCCAGCAUUGAAUGACUUUGGGGGUACAACAGCCCUGGAAGCGGUGUGGGAGGACGCGUGAUUGAAAUUUCCUCAAAUCUACAGUGAAGUUCGACUGGGCGCUCCUCCGAAAGGAAUGCUCGUGAGGAUGGUGUACAAUUCCGUCCGAAACAUGACAAAGGCGAGAAAUUUUGCGUUCCUAAUCGUGGUCGCACUUUUGGUGUUUGCCAUACUUUCACUGCUGAGCAAUACCUCGUCUGCUGCCUCAGAUGACGUCAACAAAGAAUACUCAAUCGUGCCCGAAAAUGACACUAUGGCGCUGUGCUUCGAAAGCUUGCAAGACACCCGCAAACUAUUGUACAGCUCCACAGACAACGAUAACGACAUUGAACCAGAGCCGAUCAUCUACUUUGUAACGCCAACCUAUCCCCGGAGGGAACAGGUUGCGGAAAUCACCCGUCUCGGCCAGACACUGAUGCACAUUCCCUAUCUUCACUGGAUAGUGGCAGACGAUACGUCCGUGUGCAACAACUUCCUCAACAAUUUGCUUAAAAAAUUUGGCAUUCCCUAUACACACAUUGCCAGCCCGAUGCCCGAGUUUUAUCGCACCAAGAAGCUUGUUCCUCGUGGUGUAGCCAACCGGCGAGCAGCACUAGCAUGGAUACGUAACAACAACAAGAAGACCGGUGUGCUGUACUUUGGCGACGAUGAUAACACCUUCGACUUGAAGUUGUUCAGUGAAAUUCGCAGCACGAAAAAAGUAUCCAUGUUUCCGGUAGGGCUCAUCGGUGAUUAUGCCAUCAGCACCCCGGUGGUGAAGCAUGGAAAAGUCGAUGGUUUCUUCGACUCGUGGCCUGCGAAGCGGAAGUGGCCCGUGGAUAUGGCAGGGUUUGCAGUGAACCUGGAAUACAUGGGUCUCAGUCCUAACGUGACCAUGCCGUACAAGGCAGGCUACGAAGAGGACGAAUUCCUGAAGAGCAUUGGACUGAAGAUGCAAGAUAUCGAACCCAAAGCGAACAACUGUACCGAGAUAUUGGUGUGGCACACGCAAACUAAAAACAACAAACCACCAAAGAUACGGAUUAGUAACGGCAUACUGCGGAACAAUCAAUUCAACCUGGGGGUUCUCCUCAAGAAGCUCGAAACGAUGGGCGUGAGUCAUAUCAGUCAGUCAGAAGGAACGGCAGCACAAAUCACAAAGGAUGGCAAGUCUAAGUCAUUAAUUUCAUGGUUUAGUUAAUUUCCCCUUACCUUUCACACAUAAAACGUUUCCCUACCAAAUUGUCUCGAAAAAGACUAUCUUAUUUAGCAAAUGCAGAGAAAAACUAAAAUACAUAUUGUGCCAGAUUGAUAGACAGACAAGUGAGGAAAAUGCUUAGGAUAUUGUAAAAAAACGCAUCAGUUCAUCCAACACGCACAUUGAAGUACAUAACCAUAUUAACAUUACCUUUUGUAGAACAUAACUUGAGCCUAAAAGAAGGGCGUAUCAAAACUAGUAUUGUUAAGUAAAUCAUACAAUUCGAUGCACUUUUUGAGAUUAUCACAUACAAACACGAUCUGGGAUCGGAGACGAACAUGAUAGAUUCAUUCAUGUUACUUUAAUCAUUAAGAAGUAAUAUUAGUUUUAGUUUUGAUUAUAAGAAAUAAUCAAAUAUCAAAAAUGGAGCAAGUAGCACCAACAAAUAAAAGUUUAUUAUUAUUUCGUAGACUCGCCCGUAAGAAAAGAACUUAGAUAGUAUAGAAUUUUCCGAACAGCAUAAACGAGAAUGACAAGGACAGGGAAAAACUAUGCAAAUAGUAUAAAACUCAAUAAUAUUCAGAUAAAGUACGACUCACCCAAACAAAUUUGAUGAUAGAAACACUUCCCAAACGCGUUCGCGUAGAUAUGUUUUGCAUUGAGUUUGCUGUGAUAUUAGUUUUAUUUGUAAUGAGAUCGAAAGGAGAAAAUUACAACUAAUUGAUGAAAUCAAUUGAAUUUUUGUUCAUAAAAUGCUUUUAGUUUGAUGUAGGUUGUUUAGGCUGUGAAUUGGAAUUGAGUGUUCUAAUUUUCUUUGGCAACUACGAAUGGUUAAAAGAAAUGUGCUUUAACACCCGGUUCUUUUUUCACAUAGCGUUAUUUCAAACGGUUGCAAACAUUUUAUGCACGUAGUUAUAAGUUUUACCUCCUAGUUUCUUUUUAAUUUAAAGUAUGUUUUUCAUUGUGCAAAAACAGAAUCGGGUGUAUUGUAAAUACAGUCAUUCAGUCGAUAGGCUAAAAAGGUAACCUACCUAAUAACUGGUCAAAUCAUAAAAUCAUUGGCUAUUCGAAUAUUAGCCCAAAUUUUUUGUGGUCUUGGUCUUUAAUAUUUUCGACCGUUUCGUUCUCUUCGUUGUUCGUCAAAUCAUCUGAAAUGUAUCAGUAAAAUGCACUGCCCAUAAAAUCAUCACUGUCCCAAAUGGAUUUUCGAUCCAACACCUUUUUUAUCGCAACAUUCAUAUUUCAAUAUAUACUCUACUACGCAUUUCAUAUUAACACAUAUUGCUUGAUAAUGUUGUGGAAAAAUAUAAGGUUAAUGUUAUACUAGUUUCAUAUUGAAAAAUAAAGCCAUAACAGUCUCCCUAUGAACAUUACACCGCAAGCAGUUUCAAAACGUGAAAUUCAAGUUUAUAUUUUUUGCUGAUCAAUAGUGGCAAAAUAAGUAAUCGGUAAGAUGGGUUUUAGUGACUGCAGAAAUGUUCUAGCAAAUUAUGAACAUCUGUAUGAGAAAACAAACUUAAGACUUUGAGCGUUAUUUUCUCAUUCCUACUUUUCCCACAUGGGAUAGUUAUGCUUUUAUGGGCAAUGCAGUUUUAUGCUAAAUAUGUUGACGCUAAAAGUUGAGAAAACCUCCCAUAACAAAGAACAAAGCUGUUGCUUAAAAACGCAUAUCUAGUGAAACAAGUUUCAUUGGUUUUCAUUUAAAUGAUUUGAAUAUCAAUAAAUUGAAUGUAAUCCACAACUACACUAGCGCUACGAAUGAAGUUUGACUGUUCAUUUUUACCUGAACUAUUUGCCCCCGAAUCGCAACAUGAGAGUGAAACUUUAAAACGAGACUUAAAGGUAUUGUUUAUCUGUUACCACUGGGACACUCCUUCUUAGGUAUCUAUUACAAUCUCAUAAAUGUUUGUUUGCAAGACAAUGUUCCAACAAAAAAAAAAAUAUGUGUAUUUAUCUUGCUUGCUUGUUAGAUAUCACCAUUACAAUUCUAUCACCGAUGGUCCAUACCAAUAAAGCAUUUCUAUCAAUAUGCAAUGAACCGUUGUAAUAUAUAAUCUGUGACCAAGCACUCGGCUAUCGAUUGCAAAAGACAUCAAACAGCACUAGAAUAUCACAAUUGCAAUGCCUACCAUUAGUUUGUCUUCCUUCGUUGGUUUUCCGUGUUAUAGGUUGAAAAAAUUUAAUGAGAAUAAACAACAUAUUGCGUCACUCCAGUUCAAGUUUACACAGGAAAAAGCAGCAGAAUGCGGAGUAAUAACUUUACAUUUAGAGUACCUAUAUUUAAUGCAUUCAUUCGUCUUUGAUAUUAGCUAAUGCUUCUAGGUUCGAUUAUAUUUUUUACACUAAAAGAAGGAUCUCUUUUCGCUUAGUAUUUCAAAAUGCUGUUUGCCGAAAUUGGGCUUUAAAUUAAGGAAAAUAAAUCAUUUUGAAAUAG